AAUAAUAUAUAAAUACUGCAUUAUUUCAAUACAGUAUUAAAACCUCAACAGCUUCUGACGUUUGCAGUGGAGAGAGCAAUGGCGUGUGUAAAGAUCGCAGUUAUCGUAGCUCUGGCGGUGACCACGCUGGCUUCCCCAGUCUACGAGAGUCAGUCGUACAUCCAAUCCAGUUCUGGGCAUGCGAUCUCUCAUGCACCUAUACUGACCUACGCACAAGAACCUGUGAUCACUUACGCCCAUGCUCCAAUAGAAGCCGAACAUUACGCUCCCCCUCAGUACGAAUUCAAAUAUGGUGUCAAUGACGAACACACUCAUGACAUCAAGGAGCAGGCCGAGAGACGUAUUGGGGACAAAGUUGAAGGUUACUACAAGUUACUUGAAGCUGACGGCACCACUCGUACCGUCCACUACGCCGCUGACAAACACACCGGGUUCAACGCGCAAGUCGUGAAGUCCGGUCACGCUGCUCAUCCACCACCUGCACCAAUCCAGAAAGUGGUAGCUGCUCCUAUCCUGACAUACACCCACUCAACACCUACUCUGAGCUACAGUAGUGGGCUGGGGGCCUACCAUUAAGAUCCGCGUCAUAUUUAAGGUUCGACUGCUGGUCAAGCUCUAGAAAUAGGACUAUGUGUGUUCGCAAAUGUGAUAUAUUUUAGUUAAUGUACGAUCGAUCGCAAAAAUUUGUAUUUCCAGAUUGUUUCUACUGUUAGAAAAAAAAAAGUACCUGGCCAUGCUCAUGUCAUCUAUUUAUGUCUGUUAACAAAUAUUAAGCUGGAAUAAUGCCUUCUGACUUUCAUCACCCAUUCUCUGCAUUUUGUACAUUCACGAGUACAGUACAAUCUAGUGGAUGGAAAGAGAAACUGUCUUCAACGGAAACAGUUUUAAUAGAUUGAUUUGAAUUAUGUGCACAGAAUAUUUUCAUAAAAAUAUGAGUAGCUAUAAGUUAUUAUUUAUAAUACUACUGUACCAAUUUUAUUGUCAGUAAAUAUAUUGAUAUCCACUUUAUAUUAA
Molecule: messenger RNA, 1014 nt
Organism: Zootermopsis nevadensis
Lineage: Eukaryota; Metazoa; Arthropoda; Insecta; Blattodea; Termopsidae
Product: cuticle protein 19
Cellular component (GO): extracellular matrix
Source: RefSeq, a predicted model, not a curated record